This is a messenger RNA of Papilio polytes (common Mormon), 1075 nucleotides long. RefSeq names its product laminin subunit beta-1-like. The record is from RefSeq and is a predicted model, not a curated record. The coding region runs from base 344 to 1075 and encodes 243 amino acids. Lineage: Eukaryota; Metazoa; Arthropoda; Insecta; Lepidoptera; Papilionidae. The transcript has 6 exons.
CGAGUUUAGCGGCGAAUCGGUUGGAUGGAGAAAAAGCGCGAUUUUAGCGCACAGAAGUGGCAAAGUGAACCUGAACCCGGGCCCCAAGAGCGCGUGGUGCCUCCAUCCUGGUCCGUGCUGCCCGCAGCGACCAGCGGCCAGUGGCCAGCGGCAGUCAGUCUGCGCGGCAGUGCCGGUGAGGACGCACGCUUUUUUGCCGUAUGACGCUAGACAGCACGCGAUCGGUACGUCGCGCGGGAAUGGCUUUACCAAUUAUUUAAUACCUCAACCAACAGUUUCAAAAGACAGUCGAUGUGUGGGCAGUAAUGUGAUAUAGUAUCGUGCGAUGUGUUAGGACGCGACAAUGAAUUGUUUGGUGCUAGUGUUGCUGAUGGUGGGCGUGGGCGAAGGGCUGGGCGGCGGUAGUGGGCCACGGCGCUGUGCCGGUCGUCUGGCGCGCGAACGGCUCAAGGCAGCAGAGAAGAUCCGCGACAAGAGAUUCUUCCUGGUGUGCUGUUCUCCUGCAUGCGCCUCUCAGCAGCGCCGCCCGCGCCCUCUGCGCCCACAGCGCCCCCAGCAAACUACCCGCCGGUACCAGCCAUACCAUAGUACAUGGUUCGGACUUAAAUAUGGCUGCAAUUGUUCCGCGCUGGGGGCGGAGGGCAACGCGUGCGAUAUCCGCACGGGACAGUGCCGCUGCCGACCACACGUCACCGGACGGGCCUGUGACACUUGCGAGGAAGGGUACUGGGGUCUGGAGGUUGGCGGGUGCCGGCGCUGCGAAUGCGGCGCGGGUGCUGCGGCCUGCGAUCCCGCUACGGGGGCAUGUGCAUGUGCGCGUGGCGCCGGCGGCACGCGCUGCGACCACUGCUUACCUGGGUACUACGGCUUCGGACCCGCGGGAUGCUUACCCUGUCCAACGUGUUCGGCGGGCAAGGUGUGCUCGAGCGCAACUUGCGAUAACUGCACACAGACCCUGCUGGAGGACGUGUCCCGGCUGGGCGGCUCGCUGGCCGCGCGCGCAGACCUCACCGAGCUCAGCAGGAUCCCGCAGCCAUUCCCCGCUCUCCGAGAAUUCGCUCACAAUAAACUUUGA